GAAAUUGCUGGAAUGUUGUCGGAAUCACGUGCCUGGUCGUGCAUUUAAGGUUUAGCGUUUGCUCUCCCCCGCCAUCAGCACUUUUUGGUUUUCGAUUAUCUUCACAUUGUCGCAACAAGAAGUCUAUCAAUAUCACCACAUUCAAAUUAAUACAACCUCCUCAAACAUGGGUUCUGUCGUUCUUCCUCAUCUCGUCACAGGCUGGCAUGUUGACCAGGCUAUCAUGUCAGAAGAAGAGAGACUUGUCGUGAUCCGCUUUGGGCGCGAUAUUGAUCCUGAUUGUAUGCGACAGGAUGAGGUACUUUAUAGUAUGUGCCAUUUUGCUUGGUUAUUCCCUCACAUCCCUUCUCCUUUUAUCUAUCUCACUGGGUCGUGUGCUAACGAAAGUUUAACAGAGGUGGCUGAAUUAGUCAAAAACUUUGCCGUCAUCUAUGUCUGCGACAUCGACCAAGUCCCUGAUUUCAAAACCAUGUACGAAUUAUAUGAUCCCGUCACGACCAUGUUCUUUUUUCGCAAUAAACAUAUGAUGUGCGAUUUUGGCACAGGUAAUAAUAAUAAGUUGAACUGGGUGUUGGAAGAUAAGCAGGAGAUGAUUGAUAUUAUCGAGACGAUUUAUAAGGGCGCAAAGAAGGGGAGAGGUUUGGUUGUUAGUCCUAAAGGUAUGUGGUGUUUUUGUUCGAUUUCAAGGCUUGAAAUUGCGGAAGGUCAGGUUGAGGAAGAAUGCUAAUUUUGAGAUAGAUUACUCUACCAGAUAUCGGUACUGAGAUCUCCUCAUGAAGGCGUUACGGCAAGAAACACUUGUGGGCCCUCUGAGUAUAAAUGCUUGGUGGGCGCAUGGAAAGGCGUUAAUGGCGGAUUAAUCUGAUGGAAAAUAGAUCCAGAGGAAGUCAAAGGGUUGGUCUCACACAAUGAAUUCUAUGAUCGUAUCUGAAGAUGCUAAUACUGCUCAAAGUAUGUGAACAUUUCCGGAAAAUAAAUGGUAGGUCGAC
Sclerotinia trifoliorum is the source of this 989-nucleotide messenger RNA. Lineage: Eukaryota; Fungi; Ascomycota; Leotiomycetes; Helotiales; Sclerotiniaceae. The record is from the annotation of a GenBank genome assembly.